Molecule: messenger RNA, 1593 nt
Organism: Aureobasidium musti
Lineage: Eukaryota; Fungi; Ascomycota; Dothideomycetes; Dothideales; Saccotheciaceae
Source: the annotation of a GenBank genome assembly
AUGAGUGAAGAGGCAGAGCUUCGCGCCAAAAUCGCGGCGCUUUCAGGACGCAUCGACCAACAACGACAAUCCGGCAGCGCCCCUCCUACGCCGACUUAUGCUUCCCCAGCAGGACGCGGCUCAGGCUACUAUCCAAGAGGUCGUGGAGCUGGCUGGGCAGGCCAAUACGUGCCUGAUCGAUAUGCGCCAUACCACCAACCUCGCGGCUUCUCGCACAAACCCGCAUAUGCUCCUUCGUACCGCAACCGCUCCCUCAUUGUUAACAGCUCCGUUGGAUCGCCUGCUGGACAACCAGCUUCUCCUGCAACGCCUGCGCCUACCUCUGCCGACAAGUUUGUCUCGAAGCGCGACCGCCACAUGCAGCUGAUCAAUACUUCCGUCUAUGACCAGAAAACACAACAGCGCCAGCUGGAAAUCGAAGCCACGCUACGAGAGAAACACCGCCUUCACGAUGCGAAAGAGAAGGCCAGAGUCAUCGGGGCUUUCCAGCCACACCAGGCUGCCUCAACUACUUACGGCGUUUCGCCAGCUGCAGGGACCGACACGGUGCGCGACAUUCAGAUAAACAACCUCCGAUUCCGCGUAGCUGCCGAUGGAAGCAAAUUAAUUCGCAUGUUUGGUGAGAACACCCAUGUCGGCCACUUUACGCAUCAACUCACGGGCAUAGACGACUCAAACACGGAUCCGGGAGCCACACCCAAGUCUACUACAGUGGCUGGUGUCACGUUCCAUAGAAGCAAGCACGGUAAUCUCUAUCGUGCUGGUCUUGUGAAGAAAAUGAUGAGGUAUCGGAUGAAGUGUCAAGAGCUUUGGGUAAAACAAUUGUUGAUUGAUUGGGUGACAACANGGGAAAACAACAUCAAANAGAGCUCGGAACUGUGUCCAAUCUUUACUGCUACGGGUACCGAAUACUCCAACCGCCAUANNCAAGCCGGUCCUUGCGCGACGGAUCUGAACGAGAGCAAUUAUCUCAGCAUUUCCGUUGGUAGGCCUUUUGCAUUCUUACUGACUUUUUCUCUCANNGGUAUGUGCGCCCACGGCAACCGCUGCCGCUAUACCCAUGAUCCGAACAAGAUUGCCGUCUGCAAGGAAUUCCUCCGAUCUGGUCGUUGCGCUGUUGGUGAUGCUUGCAACCUUUCACAUGAAACCACCCCUCACCGUGUCCCCGCUUGCACUCAUUUCCUUCGCGGCAAUUGCACCAACCCAGACUGCCGCUAUGCUCAUGUUGCUGUCAAUCCUGCCGCACCCGCUUGUCGGGCGUUCGGAACUAUUGGCUACUGCGAGAAGGGUGCCGAUUGCACUGAGCGUCACGUAUUUGAAUGUCCGGACUAUGCUAACACAGGUGUAUGCCGUAACAAGAAGUGCCGACUUCCUCAUGUCGACACUGCGGGCAACAUGCGUAAGGCCAAGUCGGCAGAAGCUAAGAUGAACGAUGCAGAGACGUCAGAUCUAUCUAGCGACGAGGAGAGCUACGACAAAAUCGACUACGACGACGUAGACUCUGACGAUUUCAGUGACAAUGAAGUCAUGGGCGGCACUGAUGAGCGCGACCAUGAACUCUCUCAGCAGCAAGAUUAUGUUAGGCUCUCUUGA